Neocloeon triangulifer is the source of this 4595-nucleotide messenger RNA. Its product is annotated as protein artichoke. Bases 221 to 4222 code for a protein of 1333 amino acids. NCBI's taxonomy places the organism in Eukaryota, Metazoa, Arthropoda, Insecta, Ephemeroptera, Baetidae. The record is from RefSeq and is a predicted model, not a curated record. The transcript has 10 exons. Gene Ontology annotation, molecular function: protein binding.
GGUCGGUCCUCUCGUCAGUCGUGAACGUUUCGGUUGCGCCGCUGCGAAAAUCGGCCAGCAUGUUGUGGUGACGAGAGCUGCGAUUCGGCCCUAAACUUGCUGAUCGGCGGAAGCAACGGACUUUCGACUUGUUGUCGGAAAAUUGUGCGAUUUCCUCGGAUUCGGGAAAAGCCGGUGCCAUAUCAAGGACGCGACGAAACGCAGUUUCCAUCGCAGCACCAUGUGUGUCCUACGUCUUGGUCUCUUUCUCCUGGUGAUUGGAGCACCAGUGGUCGUUCUGGGUCAGCAGGCGAGCGUUUCCGGCGAGGAAGCGUGCGCCGAAUUGCUGACCGACCUUCGCCACCCUUGCACCUGCAUUUACGACGAUUCUCAGGACUUGGAGCUCGAGCUCGACUGCGACCGCGUCGUCUUCGGCGUCGACUUUCCGGUCCUGCCGUUCGGCGCCGCCCUGCGCAGCUUCAGUCAGCGCCACGUCGGUCUGCAGGGUCUGCCCGCCCAGGCGUUUUCAGGUCGCGAAAUCGCCCUCACCAGACUCGACUAUUCGGACAAUUUGCUGCGACGACUGACCGAAAGGUCGCUGGACGGCGUCAGGGAAACGCUGAAGGAACUGGUGCUCAGGGACAACCUGCUGGGCGACACCCUGAACCCCAUCUUCAGCAGCGGAGAACUGCGCGGGUUGACUAACCUGCAGGUUCUUGACCUCAGGGGAAACCAACUCAGGGGACUCGAGGCCGGAUUCGUCAAAGGAUGUCCAAAUUUGCAGGAAUUGCUUCUGGACCGGAAUCUCUUGUCCGCUGUGCCGAGCGCGUCACUCAAUGGCCCCAAGGCGCUUAAGGCGAUCACGUUAUCUCGCAAUCGCAUCGACAUCAUCCGCCGUGAUGGUUUUUGGGCUCAACCGCGCCUCGAGUUGGUUGACCUCAGCUCGAACGGAAUUCGUGUGGUCGAAGGUGGUGCUUUUGUAGCGCUGACCCAACUUCGCGCACUCAGGUUGCCGCACAAUCGUCUUACCAGGCUCAGCAGUGACACAUUCCAAGGCGCCGACAGCAUGGAAGUUCUCGAUUUGGCCGAAAACUUCUUGGGCGACUUCCCGACCGUGGCCCUGAAACCUUUGACCAAGUUGCGUGCCCUCAACCUUUCAGCCAACCUGAUUCAAACGCUGAACAACGCCGAUCUUGCUUCGCAUCCCGAUCUCGAAAUUCUCGACCUGAGCCGCAACUCUUUAGCCUCUCUGGCUCCAGGCACUUUUGUCGGCCUCCGCAAGCUGCGCAAACUCUACCUGCACGUCAACUCAUUGCGAACCAUUGAGGACGAUACAUUUGAGGGUUUGGAAAAACUGGAAUUUUUGUCUCUCGAGGACAACAAUGUCCUUCUGGUGCCAACUUCCGCUCUGGGGCGACUACCCCGUCUUGCUGCCCUUAACCUCGGCUUCAACCGAGUUGCAGCUCUGAACGAGGCUUUGCUAAAGCCUGCUGCACAUGUUCAGAUGCUUUCACUGCAAUUCAACGUGAUUCGUGAAAUCCCCUCAAACGCCUUCUCCAACUUCUCGAGACUGACCAAACUUGACCUCGGCGGUAACCAGUUGCAAGUCGCGUCUCCAGCGACCUUUGCAGGCUUGGAAGCCACUCUUGAAGAGCUCAUUCUGCAGGACAACAAAAUCGUCAGCCUCAGUCCUUUGGCCCUGCCGGCUCUGAGGCGCCUAAGCAUGGCCCGCAAUUACCUCACCGAGGUGCAAGCAGGCGCCCUUCGACUUUUACCCUCCCUGGAAGAACUUGAUUUGAGCGGCAACCCCAGGUUGACCAACCUCCCCCAGGCACCAUUCGCAGGACUCGGAAGUUUGGCCAUUCUCGACCUCAGCAACACCGGCCUGACUCAACUGACCCCUGGUCUGUUAGUAGGCCUCGGAGGCUUGCUGAAUGUUAAUUUGGCCAACUGCAAAAUCACCGAGCUGCAGGAGAGGUCCCUGAGCGUUUUGCCUCAACUGGACACUCUCGACCUCAGUGGAAACGAAAUCUCCAACAUCAAGGCUGGGGCGUUUGACAACCUCCCUGCCCUCCGAGUGCUGAACAUUUCCAAGAAUAAGCUCAAUUCCUUCAAGGGAGAAAUCUUCCGACACCCUGAAAACAGGAGUUCAGCAAUUGAGGAUUUGGACUUGUCUGGAAAUGACCUGCAGUAUCUGUUUCCAAGCUCCUUCAGUUCGCACCCAAAUUUGGUUCGAAUGGCCGUCCAGAACAACAAGUUCACUUUCUUCCCAUCUGAGCUUUUGUCAGGGUUGAGGAGGUUGGAGUUCAUUGACCUGAGUGGCAACCAACUCUCUUCAGUGGACGAGCUCAAUUUCGCCAGUUUGCCGAGGCUGAGGGAAAUUAUUCUGAAGGGUAACAAAAUCGAGCAUUUCAGUGAAGCCGCUUUCAGAAACUCGAGCCAAAUUCAAAUUAUCGACAUGUCCAGCAACAAGCUCAAUAGGAUCGAGGAAAGAUCCUUUGAGGGCUUCAACCGUUUGAUGCUCAACCUGGACAAUAAUCAACUGAAUGAUUUGCCAGAAACCUUGUUUGAUAGAAGCAAAAUUCACAUUUUGGAGGAAAUCAGUCUCGCUGGAAAUAAAUUUGAAAUGGCUCCACUGCCAGCUCUCCAGCGCCAAUACUUCUACCUGAAUAAGGUCAACCUGGCCAACAACAAAAUCAUCAACCUCCCUGCUGACGACACCAUGCUGGUCAAUAUAAAGAAAUUCGACAUCUCCUUCAACCCUCUCUCGACCGAGUCCGUCAACUCAUUGCUGGAAGAGCCGAAAACGGUCAGGGAAUUGAACCUGGCGGGAACUGGAAUAAGGUCGCUGCCGGAAACACUGGAAACCCCAUUCCUCAGGUCGCUCAACGUCUCGCAAAAUCAAAUCACCUCCAUUCCAAAAACUGUUUUCUACCGCUCGACUCUGCUGGAAAAACUGGACAUUUCCAACAACAGACUAAACAAAGCCACUCUCCCACCGUUGACAAACCUGCAGGAGCUGGACAUGUCCAACAAUCCUAUUGAAAUUGUUUAUCCCACCGACCUGGCCAACAUCACUAACCUGAAGGUGCUUAAGCUUAAAAACCUAGAAGUCUUGAGCCGACUUGAAGCUGGUGCUCUGCAACCACUGUCAAACUUAGAAGAACUAGAAGCCUACGGAUACCCUCGUCUUGGAUACCUGGAUGUUAAGGGAAUUCUGUCAGUUCUUCCUCCACUCGAGAAGUUGGAUAUUGAAAUGAAAGAUGCUGCCCUGAGCGAUCAGCUUGCCGCUGCUCGCCACCCUAGAAUGAAGGAAAUUGGACUUCGCGGACCUAGAGUGCAGCAGGUUGCAUCUAGUGGACUUUUGGCCAGUAUGACCGCGCCAACGUUGACAGUGAAACUUCGCGACACGGCCAUCACUUCACUCCCACCAUCCCUGCUCCUGCCAGUGCCUCGUUCCACGCAGCUCACCCUUGACGUUAGCGACAGCAAAUUAACCUCCCUCGCCGGACCACUCCUCUCAGCCCUGGACUCGCGCAAAAACCGCCUAAACGUCGUCGGCGUCGACAGCAACCCCAUCAAGUGCGACUGCAAUUCAGUUUUGUUCCAAAGGUGGCUGCUUUCGCACCCUGACAUGCCGGCCGUCAAGUGCGAAAGCCCAGUCGAUCUUCAAGGAGAGUCUCUGCAGACCCUGCCAGAGGAAGAGCUGAUUUGCGGCGUUCGCAGUACAAAACCACCCCCGACCACCACCACCUCCUCGACCACCCAAAGGGCAAGCACGACGGCCGAACCGGAAAUCAUCUGGUCAGUGGCGGCGACCACGACCAAGUCGAGGAACAAAGACCCUGAGACCACGCAGAGGCCGAUCAAGUCGGCCGGAAGCUCAAGUUCAAUCGCAAACGACGACACCCUUAUCAUCGGGAUCGUCGGAGGGGUGGUCGCUUUCAUUCUGCUCCUCAUCAUCAUUAUCUGCAUCGCCAGGUGCAGAAUGUCCAGUGCCAGCAGGUACCAGGGCGGACCCCUGGCGGCGCCACCCAUGUUCCCGAUGCCACCGUCGUGCACCUGCGUCAAACCACCCCCGUCCAGCAUCUACAUGAGUCCGUACAGUGCCAAGGGCUACCCUGCUGGUGGCCAACCCUACUACAUCAGCUACCCUCCCGAGGAGAUGAACAUGCAGAACAUGCACAUGGACAUGCAUUACGCUGAAAGUGUGCGCGAAAGUAUGCGAGGAGAGCAGCAGUGAUUCCUGUUUUGACAGACACACUUUAUCAUUAGGUGAAAAUGAAAAUAUUUAUUGAAUGCACAAACUGGCGGAUCAUCUCCAGUCCACAUAGAAACAGAAUCAAAAAGUUGAACAAACCCGCAGACCAAAUACCACGAUUUUAUCUGAUGUGUACAAAGCGUUUCCUUCCUAAUCAGCUCGCAUCAUGUACAUAUAAACGUAUUUUACAAAUUCAGACUUUGAUCAGGGGCAUUGAAGUGGUGGAGGCAUAUCAAUAGGGAAAUACCUCAAAGUGCAAUACGCGAGCGAAUGUCUUGUUGUAUGAAGUGAACGACAUUAUCAGUACGUGAGAUUAUUUGUAUAUAAGCAAUAAAAAAAUAAUACUUUUCCAAGA